ACUUCUCUUGUCCUAAAAUUUUUAUUUAUUUUAUUUUCAUCCCUUGCUCUGCGUAGACGCAUGUUGGAACUGUAAAGUGCCAUACGCUACGAAUGUAUGUAGUUCGAGGAAUUUGAUAUAUCUGCUUGUGAUUGUGUGUGUAUUAAUUACACUGGAACUAGUUUUGUGUUAAUUUGUUACUAGUGUUAACUUUGUUGACUUUGCCACUCGUUUGUCCAAGUGGAACUCUCACCAUGUCUCUGAAGGUGUGCGGAGUGUUGGCUGCGGCCCUUCUGCUGGCGUUGCCGAUAGUGUUCGCUUGCAACGAGGCUAUUUGCGCCAGCGUCGUCUCCAAGUGCAUGUUGACCCAGUCAUGCAAGUGUGACCUGAAGGACUGCUCAUGUUGUAAAGAGUGUUUUAACUGCUUAAGUAACCUGUACAGCGAAUGCUGCAGCUGUGUUGACAUGUGCCCUAAACCAAAUGAUACUGCAACUGCCCUAUCCAAGGCAUCCUAUGUAGAAGAGCUGGCUGCUGACAGCGUCCCUGUCCUGUUCAGUAGUCUGACCAGUGAUCCGGAUCCGGAAGAACGGUGGCUGUCAAUCACAUACCCUGUGGACCUUGACAUAUCCGCAUACAGGCCUGCUAAAGACAAUCAACUGGUGUAUCAUUUGCAGAGCUUAGAACAGGAAGCGGAACCUACCAGUCGCGACAUAGUAACGUUCAACUGCACCAUCGCGUACAUGGCGCAGUGCAUGUCCACGGACAAGUGCCGGACGCUGUGCCGAUCCAUGGGCGCUAGCAGUUUACGAUGGUUCCACGACGGCUGCUGCGAGUGUGUGGGCGAUAAAUGCCUCUCCUACGGCCUCAAUGAGAGCAGAUGCCCCGGCUGCCCCGCCGGCAAGGAAGAGGAGGACGAACUGGCGUUCGACGAGCUCGACUACGGAGAGGAAGUCAUGUCCGUCGCCGACGCCAAGCACAACUCCUAGCCUGUACCGAGGUCUGACGCCCCUCAUGGCUUUACUAGUACUAGCAAUCUGUAGAAUUAUGUAGGGCAGGCAUGAUCUGACCACCCUUUAAAGGUUGGUUUGCUAGUAAACAAUCAGUAGAAUUAAAUGUAGAGCAGAAGCCAAGCACAACUUUUAGCCAGAAGCGAGAUCUGGCACCCCUUAAGGCUUUACUAGUAUUAGCAAUCAGUAGAAUUAUGACGUGAGGAGAACACUUUCUGUGUAUGCAAGUGUGCCAGUUAAAAAACCCUUAUAUGGGUGACGUUACAAUACCCUUUAGCUUUGCUUUACUAGUAGUAGUAUCAAUCAGUGGUAAUUUAGAGAAUAUCAUGUACGUCGCCGACGCCAAGCAUAACUCUUAGGCUGCUCAGAAGACUAACGCCCCUUAAGGCUUUACUAGUACUAGCAAUCAGUGGAAUCAUGCAGGGCAGAAGCCAAGCACAACUCUUAGCCUGCUCAGAGGUAUGACGCCCCUUAAAUUACUUGUAAUCAGUAGAAUUAUGGAGGGCAGGCUUGAUCUGACCAGUGACAACCCUUUAAGGUUGCUUAGGCCUACUUGCACCAAUCACUUAACUCAGGGUUAGUAGGCUGUCAUCUGUCAAAUUCCAUAUAAAAUGGUGGGUUAACCCUCCAUUUUCGUUGGUGCAAGUGGCCCUUAGUAAGGGCAUUUUCAGAAUU
Molecule: messenger RNA, 1661 nt
Organism: Leguminivora glycinivorella
Lineage: Eukaryota; Metazoa; Arthropoda; Insecta; Lepidoptera; Tortricidae
Gene: cv
Product: protein twisted gastrulation
Exons: 5
Coding region: 234-965 (243 amino acids)
Biological process (GO): regulation of BMP signaling pathway
Source: RefSeq, a predicted model, not a curated record